Lycium barbarum (goji berry) is the source of this 1693-nucleotide messenger RNA. RefSeq names its product myb family transcription factor PHL11-like. The record is from RefSeq and is a predicted model, not a curated record. Gene Ontology annotation, molecular function: DNA-binding transcription factor activity; DNA binding. Lineage: Eukaryota; Viridiplantae; Streptophyta; Magnoliopsida; Solanales; Solanaceae. The transcript has 6 exons. Bases 828 to 1499 code for a protein of 223 amino acids.
GGGUACCUGUGGUGGUGAUGGGAGGUAGAACGUACCAAUGGAAUUAGUCGAGGUACAUGCCAGCUAGCCUGGAAAGUUGAAAUGGAUAGUGAGAACUCAUAUGUACCCAUGUCAUAGUUGUUGUUGCUUUAGUUGUGUUUAACACUAGUACUAGUAAUAUAAAGUGGGUACAUGAGUAGGAUGAUAAACUUUUAUGGUGGGGUGUCAUUAUAGGUUUUAGUUGUAUGUGGUUGUCAAUAACUUGAUUUCUGUACAUAUUUUUUUCCAUUUCUUGGGGAUUCUUAGUUCUUUUCUGAUACUUUUGUUGGUUGAUUGAUCAAUUUGUAUUGUAUGCUGCUUACUUGGAGAUAAAGGGAGUUGAAACAAAUGAAACAAACACUAUUACCGUACUCGAGUUUUGAGUUUGGGUACUGUCUUGAUAACUUAGUUGCUUGCCUUUUAGAGCUAUUUCCUUUUAAGAAAAGAAAGAUGGAAGGAAAAGUAGAAAGGUACCCCAUAAAUGUAGCAUAAUUUGGAACCAAAAUCUUGUGGGAGCUGCCAAUAUCCUAUAUGAGUGUACUUAUAUUGUCUAUACACUUCUCCAAACUUUUGCCAUAAAUAGUUCUUGAUUUUGAACUUUCCAUUUUUUAUUCACUUCGAGAAUCAACAUCGACGUGAUCAUGUAUUUUAAAUAAGUUGAUUAUUACAUUGUAUCGUGGCUGAUGAGGUCUUUUGUCUCCUCCUUAUGUAAUUGAUUUCAAUUAUCUUAAACGAUCCCUCAUGAUGUAUAAACUAACUCUGGAAUGCUAAAGUGAAGAGAAGCAACUCCCAAGUCAGUGCUAAGGUUAAUGGGAUUGAAGGGCUUGACACUGUACCAUUUGAAGAGUCAUUUGCAGAAGUAUAGACUUGGACAGCAGGCAAAGAACCAAGAUGCAGUAGAACAAAACAGAGAGAAUAUUGCAGGGGAGUCCUGUGGACAAUUCAGUUUUCAUUCCCCAGGACCAAGUAUCGCUUCAUCAAGCAUGAGUGGUAUGCAAGGAGAAGCUCCAAUUAGUGAGGCAGUGAGGUCUCAGAUUGAAGUCCAGAAAAGAUUACAUGAGCAGCUUGAGGUUCAACAGAAACUACAAAUGAGAAUAGAGGCACAGGGAAAGUACUUGCAGGCAAUAUUAGAUAAAGCUCAGAAGAGUCUGUCCACUGAUAUGAACUCCCCUAAUGCUGUCGACGAAACAAGAGCUCAACUUACAGAUUUCAAUUUAGCUCUGUCUAAUUUAAUGGAUUACAUGCACGGAGACAACCGGGGCGAAACUGUUGCAGGUAAAAGGAUAGAAGAUGAUGCUAAUAACGAUCUAAGAAGGUCUACGUACUUGAGGGAGGGAGAACAAAAGAACAAUAUGAAUAUUAAGCUUGAAGAAUCUUCCAUUAGCUUCGAUUUGAACUCCAGAAGUAGCUAUGACUUUAUCGGCAUGAAUUCAGCUGCAUUGGAAGCCAAACCACUUUCAAAUGGAAGAUUGGAAAUAUAAUGUCUUAGUUUUUGUUUUCUCUUUUUCUAAUCAUACAAGGUCAAGUGUAUUGUAUUUGACUCAAAUAAGUGCUAGGAACUGGUAUAACUUGUUACAUCAAGCUCUUAUUCAAGAGAAAUUUCCAUUUGUCUAUGUAAUUAUUCAUUUGUUGUAAGGAGAGAUAAUUUGUAGUACAGGGAGUCGGUGACGCUCUA